AUGGCGCCCUCGAGGGCACCCGCCGCCUUGUUGCGACAGCUUCGUCAAGCUCGCCCAUCAUCUUUUCGCCCACUCCCACUCGAGCUCCUGCCAUCAUGUCGGAGAUGGCAGAGCGGCACAUCUGAUUCGAGCUCGAAAUCCGCGCCGUCCUCCUCGUCAUCACACUCCUCGUACUCCUCCGUCAACGCUUCGGAGGUCGCGCACUUCAACGCCCUCGCCUCCGAGUGGUGGGAUCCCCACGGUUCCUCUCGCAUCCUGCACCUAAUGAACCCUCUGCGCCACGACUUCAUCCGCGACUGCCGGGCAAGCAAGCCAGACCCAACAUCGACAGGCCAGAAGCUCCGCUACCUCGACGUCGGCUGCGGCGGCGGCAUCUUUGCCGAGUCUGCCGCCCGCCUGUCCACCACCGAUUCCGUGACGGCCGUCGACCCGACCCCGGAGGUCCUGAGGGUCGCGCGCCUGCACGCCGCCAAGGACCCGUCGCUGGCCCCUAAACUGAACUACGUCAGUGGCGCCAUCGAGACGCUGCCCCUGCCGGCUACCGACGAGGGGAAAUACGACGUGGUCAGCCUGUUCGAGGUCGUCGAGCACGUUGACAAGCCGUCGGCUUUCCUGGAGCGGUGCGGCGAGUUCGUGCGUCCAGGCGGCUGGCUGGUCCUAAGCACGAUCGCGCGCACGUGGACGAGCUGGUUCACCACGAAUUUCAUGGCAGAGGAUGUGCUGGGGAUCGUGCCAAAGGGGACGCACAGCUGGGACAAGUACAUCAACGAAGAGGAGCUGAGGAAUUACUUUGCCAGGAAGCAAGGGUGGAGUCACCCGAGGGUGAUGGGUGUUGUGUACGUGCCUGGGCUGGGCUGGAAGGAGGUCGCUGGCAGCGAGAAGGUCGGGAACUACUUCUUCGCUGUGAGGAAGGAUCUUUAA
Messenger RNA from Diaporthe citri, 921 nucleotides. RefSeq lists its product as uncharacterized. NCBI's taxonomy places the organism in Eukaryota, Fungi, Ascomycota, Sordariomycetes, Diaporthales, Diaporthaceae. The transcript has a single exon. Gene Ontology annotation, biological process: ubiquinone biosynthetic process. The coding region runs from base 1 to 921 and encodes 306 amino acids. The record is from RefSeq and is a predicted model, not a curated record. Gene Ontology annotation, molecular function: 2-methoxy-6-polyprenyl-1,4-benzoquinol methyltransferase activity.